UACUUUUUUACACAUUCCAUUUCCGUUGCUUCUGCCAUUAAUGCACCUCGACUGAACCGUUACUGUUGCCUUUGCCUUUGCCUGUCUAGACUAACUCUAGAUAGAUAGAUAUACAGAUUGAUUUAUAGAGAGAGAAAAAGGAGGAGGUCAGAUUCAUUCAUACAGCUUCUUCAGACAGACAGACAGACGCGGUCGAUACAUUUAUUGCCGUUGGAUCAACCUUGUGAUUCUCGUAACUCCUAUUCUCUUCUCUUCUCCUCUCUUCUUUCUUCGCUUUUUUUCUCACCAUUUCCACUUCCCCCCACCCCUUUAUUCCGAUUCAUUCAUUACAAUCCGAUCAUCACACAAAAAAGGGAUUCAUUUCAUUUCAUCUCAUUUCAACUCUCUUAACAAGGAAGAAGGGUCUUCUCCCCUCAACCAAUCUGCCUGCCUGCCGACAAUUUUCAUGACUUCUUUCAAUACCCAGAUGGAUAAAUCUCAAAGAAUGUCUGGUCCCCUCGAUCGCUUUGCCAGACCUUGCUUUGAAGGGUCCUCUUGUAAUGACGAGAGACGAGAAAGAAAGUCUGAUUUUGAGUGUUCAGAGGACGAAAGGAGGACAAGAAUUGGUUCUUUAAAGAAGAAAGCAUUAAAUGCAUCAACCAAGUUUAAGCAUUCUUUAAAGAAGAAGAGCAGCAGAAGGAAGAGUGAUGGACGAGUUAGCUCUGUGUCUAUAGAGGACAUUCGGGAUGCUGGGGAGCUACAGGCUGUUGAUGCAUUUCGUCAGACAUUGAUAUUGGAUGAAUUGUUGCCUCAUAAACACGAUGACUAUCAUAUCAUGUUGAGGUUCUUGAAAGCAAGAAAGUUUGAUAUUGAAAAGGCAAAGCAUAUGUGGGCAGAAAUGCUUCAGUGGAGGAAAGAUUUUGGUGCCGACACUAUCAUGGAGGAUUUUGAAUUCAAUGAGUUGGAAGAAGUCCUAAACUAUUACCCUCAUGGUAAUCAUGGUGUGGAUAAAGAGGGGAGACCUAUCUAUAUCGAGAGACUAGGGCAAGUGAAUCCCAACAAACUUAUGCAAGUCACAACAAUGGAUAGAUACGUAAAGUACCAUGUCCGAGAGUUUGAGAGAAGCUUUGCAGUCAAGUUCCCAGCUUGCACUGUUGCUGCAAAAAGACACAUAGAUUCGAGCACAACUAUCUUAGAUGUCCAGGGAGUGGGUUUGAAAAACUUAACUAAGAGUGCUCGUGAAUUGCUUAUGCGACUUCAAAAAGUUGAUGGUGACAAUUAUCCUGAAACACUACAUCAAAUGUUUGUCAUCAAUGCUGGCCAUGGUUUUAAGCUGUUGUGGAAUACUAUUAAAUCUUUUCUAGAUCCCAAGACUACUGCCAAGAUUCAUGUUAUUGGGACCAAGUACCAGACCAGGCUGCUAGAGGUUAUUGAUGCCAGUGAAUUGCCGGAGUUCCUUGGAGGUACCUGUACGUGUGCUGAUGAAGGGGGUUGUCUGCGUUCUGAUAAAGGGCCUUGGAAGAACCCUGAAAUCAUGAAGAUUGUUCUUAGUGGUGAAGCAUGUCGGUCUAGACAAGUGGUUAAAGUUCUAAACAGCGAGGGAAAGGUGGUCGCCUAUGCCAAACCUAAUUGCCCAAUGUUAAGAGGUAGUGAUACCUCCACCGCUGAAUCAGGAUCUGAAGCUGAAGAAAUGUCUUCACCAAAAGCAACCAGGACCUAUACUCAUCUCCGGUUGACUCCAGUCCGUGAAGAAGCUAAGGUGAUUGGGAAAGCAAGUUAUGCUGGAAGUUUUGGUUAUGAUGAAUACGUUCCCAUGGUAGAUAAGGCUGUUGAUGCUGAAUGGAAGAGGCAACCGUCCUUUCAGAAUCUGUAUCCUUCAAAAGCAGAGUUAUAUCGCCAAAUUGCAAAUGAAAAAGCACCGGAAGAGAAGCGUGGUUGGAUUUUAGUUUUGUUGAUGACUUUCUUCAUGACCAUGCUUGCUAUGUUCAAAUGGGUGACAACUGGUGUAACAAAAAAGAUAUGUGAAACUAAAUCAUAUAUCAUCAACAUUCAACCUACCCUUGUUGAGUCAGAGAAGAAGAGUCAUGCUCAUUCAUCAAGAACUAAAGCAGCAUUGGCAGAGGCAGAACUUCUCUCAUCGGUUAUUAAAAGAUUGGGAGAGCUCGAGGUUAAGGUUGAUACCCUCAACGCAAAGCCCUUGGAGAUGCCUCACGAAAAAGAGGAACUGUUGAAUGCUGCUAUUUGCCGGGUGGAUGCUUUAGAAGCUGAAUUAAUUAGCACUAAAAAGGCUCUGCAUGAAGCCUUGAUGAGGCAGGAGGAGCUUCUUGCUUACAUUGAUGGUCAAGAAGAGGCUAGACUCCAGAAGAUGAUGAAGAAAAAGAAGAAGUUUUGUUUUGUUUGAAUAUGAGGUAUAUGAAUAUUCUUGGUGAUUUUGAUCCAGGAGGAACAGAGGUAAGUCUGUUGCUAAAAGGCACAAUUAAUAUGUACUGGUGGUGUGUAUACUUACUUGAGAGUGUAGUUGUUUCUCUCUUACAAAAAUUGUCUUGACUAUUAUUUCACUUGACAACAAACAAACAAACAGAUGGAACCCUAAAAAAAGGUUUAAGUUUUUCA
This is a messenger RNA of Impatiens glandulifera, 2592 nucleotides long. RefSeq names its product phosphatidylinositol/phosphatidylcholine transfer protein SFH6-like. Lineage: Eukaryota; Viridiplantae; Streptophyta; Magnoliopsida; Ericales; Balsaminaceae. The transcript is spliced from 14 exons. The coding region runs from base 446 to 2380 and encodes 644 amino acids. The record is from RefSeq and is a predicted model, not a curated record.